AUGAUCGUGAUUUUAUCAACAGGUCACAUCUCGGGUGCUCAUCUUAACCCAUCACUCACUAUUGCCUUUGCUGCACUUCGCCACUUUCCAUGGGCCCAUGUACCGGGCUACAUUGCAGCACAAGUUUCGGCCUCCAUUUGUGCUUCCUUUGCACUCAAAGGUGUUUUCCAUCCUUUCAUGUCCGGUGGUGUUACUGUCCCUUCUGUCAGCACCGGCCAGGCUUUUGCCCUUGAAUUUCUUAUAACUUUCAAUCUGCUAUUCGUCGUUACUGCUGUUGCCACUGAUACCCGCGCUGUUGGAGAAUUAGCAGGCAUAGCAGUUGGAGCCACCGUCAUGCUUAAUAUUCUUGUUGCGGGGCCAUCGAGCGGUGGCUCAAUGAAUCCUGUCCGAACUCUUGGACCAGCAGUUGCAGCAGGAAAUUACAAGGCGGUAUGGAUAUACCUUUUGGCACCUACACUUGGAGCUCUUGCAGGGGCUGGCAUUUAUACUCUCGUUAAGCUUAACGGGGAAGAGGAAGAGGCCCCACGCCAGGUGAGGAGUUUUCGUCGCUAG
Fraxinus pennsylvanica is the source of this 552-nucleotide messenger RNA. The record is from the annotation of a GenBank genome assembly. NCBI's taxonomy places the organism in Eukaryota, Viridiplantae, Streptophyta, Magnoliopsida, Lamiales, Oleaceae.